Messenger RNA from Daphnia pulicaria, 1386 nucleotides. Its product is annotated as retinol dehydrogenase 11-like. The record is from RefSeq and is a predicted model, not a curated record. Bases 12 to 923 code for a protein of 303 amino acids. NCBI's taxonomy places the organism in Eukaryota, Metazoa, Arthropoda, Branchiopoda, Diplostraca, Daphniidae. The transcript has 9 exons.
CAUUCGUCGUGAUGCCACGGUGGUUUCAGGGUCCGCGUUGUACCAAUGUAGUCCGAUUGGACGGAAAAGUAGCGGUUAUUACCGGAGCUAAUACCGGCAUUGGUAAAGAAACUGCUCGUGAACUCAGUCGUAGAGGAGCUCAGGUUGUUAUAGCCUGCAGAGAUAUUCAGAAAGCUGAAGAUGCCGCUAGAGAAAUCUCUUCGGAAACUAAGAAUUCUGUUACAACUCUUAAAUUAGACUUGGCAUCUCUGAGUUCAAUUAGGACAGCAGCACAAAACUUAAAAGUUCAGCAACCGAAAAUUCAUCUUCUAAUCAACAAUGCUGGGAUCAUGGUAUGCCCUCAAUGGAAGACGGAAGAUGAUUUUGAAAUGCAACUGGGCGUUAACCAUUUGGGCCACUUUUUAUGGACGCUUAUGUUACUCGACAACGUAAAACAAGCUGCCCCAUCUCGAAUCAUUAACGUUUCCUCUAUUGCUCAUACAAGAGGAAAUAUUGACUUUGACGACAUCAUGAUGGAGAAAAAUUACGAUCCCACUCGCUCAUACUGCAGAAGUAAAUUGGCUAAUGUCCUUUUUUCUAAAGAACUGGCAAAUCGACUCAACGGUACUGGAGUAACCUGCUAUUCGCUUCAUCCUGGAGUUGUUCAGACGGAACUUGGUAGGCAUCUGCGUGUGACAACCAAUCGUUUGGUGGAUGACAUGUUCCAUUGGUUUGGACAAUACUUUUUUAAAACACCCGAAAUGGGUGCGCAAACGACUAUAUAUUGUGCAACCGAGCCUUCCCUUUCCAGUCGGACCGGCCUUUAUUACAGUGACUGUGCGGAAGAGAGACCAGCAAGACAAGCCGAAAACAAAGAGGCGGCACGUCGCUUGUGGGAAAUCAGUGAGAAAUUGGUGAAUUUCAGCUAUGGCUCUUCUAAUUAAUUGUCGCAUUAUGUCAUGACACUGAAUAAAUGAAAUUUAAAGAAAAUAUUGCUUUUAAAUUUGGGUUUAAAGUCCAGUAAUGCAAUGGUUAGAAGACCUACAAUUAACUUGGGUUCUUCCUGGAAACCUUAUCAAUAGAGGCCAAAAAAUCAACUAGAGAAUGUCUUCCUCCCUUUUGUAUGCCAUAACUUAUAAAAAUACCGAAGAAGCAGGUAUUAGACUAAAAAAUAUUUGUUUAUCCAAAGCAUGAAAAUUAGGUCAGUCAGAAGUACAACUGGAGAGAUGAGUGCAUCUGUACAAGGUAAACCGAUCGCUGAACAAAAAGAACUUUGGGUGUUGUUUUUGGUAUGGUAACUUAAAGAAACGUGUUAAAGAUAAAAUUUAAGUUAGCGUGAAUACAUGAAGAUGAUGUAAUACUGCAUAUCAAGUCCGGUGAUCUAAAACAGAAUCAGACCAAAAAUAU